Messenger RNA from Porites evermanni, 15491 nucleotides. The record is from the annotation of a GenBank genome assembly. NCBI's taxonomy places the organism in Eukaryota, Metazoa, Cnidaria, Anthozoa, Scleractinia, Poritidae.
AUGGAAUCAGCGGACAACGUGCGCUUGAAGUUGUCCACUCACCUUGAAACUAUCCGAUCAAAAAUCGCCAGGGGAAUGCUUGUGCUAUUCGUUGGUGAACAAGCUUCAGCGUUAACUUCCCCUGACAAUCCCUAUCCUUCACUGGAUGAUUGGUGGCAGGUUAUUAACCAAUCAGAGGUAAGAGCUGUUUGAAACUCCGAAAUACGGCCCGGGGGUGAUCCCUAUAAUUGCCUAUACCAAGAGAGAAUGAUCUAGAUUAUUCUCUCUUGCUUAUACGUGGAGGCUCCACCCAAAAUGGGUACCAUUAUCGGGCUUCAGAUUUAUGAAAUGGUGAGGAAAUCUGUUAUUUCGCCCUGUAAAAAGACCUAAAAGAGCUAAUAGGAGAAUGAAUUUAUGAGUGUGAAAACGUUGAGACAAUUUAAUAUUUUGUAGUUUGGUCAUAUUUAAAAAACAGUGCAUUCACAGCAGUCUAUAAAAGGGAUGCAAAGUUCUAAACUAGAUUUAUGAAAUCUGUUCUUUCUUUGAACUUUGCGUUUUCUUUGUACCUUAAAAAGGGGUAGCUCUUCUGUAAAUAGGAAAGGGAUUGAACAUCGGGGCGAAGCCUCCCUGUAUAAAGCGUUUGGGAGUACCCUCUGGGGUCCAAACCUAACACUGAAUCACAAAAACCAAUUCGAUCGAAGGCACGAGCCUCGUCUUCUUCACCACCGAUCGAAAGAUUAAGGGUGACUUGCCCAGAGUUUGAGCAAUUCAAAGUGUAUACUGAGAUAGUUCCACCUUUUUAAAGCAUGUUUGUCGAUUCAUGAUGACUUUCAUCCAACCCUAACCCUCUUAGUGCAAUCCGAUUUAAUAACGUUACAUUUUGUUGGUUUUAUUUACCUGUCGCCCUAUUAUGUCUAUUAGUUUUUUUGUUUCUUAAGUUUCACUGGCGGAUUUCACUGUUCAUCUUUCCUUAACAGAAAGGCGUCGACUCUCUAUUUGAUCUUGAGGACAAAUUCCUGGCAAACAUACAGCAAGCGCCUUCACGUGUUCAUGAUGCGCUGCGGAAUGUUGGGAAGUUUCCUGUUAUCAUAACCACGAACAUGGAUGACCUGCUAGAGCGCUUCCUUUGGAAGGCUGGGAAUGUUGGAGACAAAGUUCGACUUGAUCAGGCAAGUGGAAAACAGUUCACUCUUUCAUUGCUGACAAUCGCUUGAUAACUCAACGAAACGUGAAUUUUACAUGACGCUACCGAAAUCACCGCGAUGUGUUUGUUAUGUUUAAGCUUGUUUUUUCGUAGAUUUUUCUCAAGAACUGGUCUCGAUAAUAUUUCGAUACAAUUUUUGACCCACGACUUCAUGAUUUAGAGUGUUCUAUCCCUUUACAGGUGAUCAAAAUAGAACUUGUUUAAUGAAAACCGCCACGGAGGCUUUUAAAAUCAACACACUUCUUCAGCGCGCUCUCUCAUUUUUAUUGAAACUUAACAAGUCCCGGAUGCAAGUCCCGCAUGCGAGUCACGAUAAACCGCUGUACACUACAUCGCCCAGAUUAUAAGCGCUAAUCGAAGAUUAAAAUUUUGUACUGCGUUUUUGUGUUUUACCUUCCUACGCGUUGCUUAGGGUAACAUUUUGAGUCAUCAGUACUGUACUUCCUAGUAAAAGCUCAAUAGUAACUUCGAGUUGCAUGUUCUUAGACGAGAAAUCCCUGCUUGAAAUUUGGCUUAAUCCUGGGGAGUUAGACUUAUCCUUCUUUUAAGGAACCGGGCCCUGGACUAUACUCAUCGCGCGGAUUUCAAACCAAUUUACUGUCGAUUGCGAAAUACUGGGUCCCACUUAACAUUCAUCAAACACUUUGGUAUUUAAUCCAUAUCUUACCUUUUUGAGUAUUCCAGAGUCCUGAGUAUUCAAAAUGAAAAUGUCCCUUUUCAGAUUUCAUGUGUAGCUCCUUCCUGGCCUAACCUGCGCAGAGAUCUGAUUAUCAAAUGUCUUGGAGAUAGUAGUUUUAAUGUCCGGACACAGGUAAGUCUGCACAAACUUUAAAUCAUGGGUGACAGAUCUGGUACGAAAUUCCAGCAUAGGCUUCUUCAGCUUAUAUGUUUUGUUUCCCUGCGAAGGUCCCAGAGCAAUUCGACUCACCGCCUUGUCUUUUCAAGAAUUAUGCCUGAUUAUGCGUACAUAUGCAAGCCACUAAGAAAAAACAUGAAAGAAACAGAGAUCUCUAUAGUAUUAUCACGUGACUUCCAUUAGGAGAACAAAACAUGCAAGCUAAAGGGGUCUUUUUCACAUGUCAAAGUUACAAAAUUGCUAUGGCAACGUUCCAAACCAAGAUGGCGUCCAGGUUAAGAAAAUGUUACGAAUAAAGAUAUCAGGACAAAAAGGCAGGGUAGGAAACCUAAAGACAGGAAAAAAGCAUAAUAUCUAACAGCAAAAUGGAUUCUAAGGGGUUAUUUUUAAAACGAUUCAGAGAAUUAAAGACUUCAACUAAACUUUUCAUUAGGUGGAACUGCAAACGGUACAAAGCGUAGUUUUUCACCCAUGAUAUCAAUAGGUAAAUAAAGGCUAUAGUCGUGAAAUGAGUAAAUUAUUUCUCAUGCGGUUUGUCAGCAUAAAUUUGGCUUGUCUAUGUACACUGACUGAUCCCCUGAAAAAACAAAAACUGCCUCCGUUUUCAGUUUUUAUAAUGGAAAUAGAAUUAUUAUGCUAAACUUUUUUUCUUUUGAAGCCCAGCAGCAAGAACUACUUUGAGGACUUUUGCAGCACUCUUGAAAGUGCAGAAGUUGACUUUAUGCAUCGAAUUUUCAACGAAAGAUCUGUGCUUUUUCUUGGAUGUGACCUUCAUCGUCAAGAGUACAAAAGCUUUUUUCAGAAAUUUGCCGUUAAUGCUAAGGUAUAUACUACUGACUGAGGUGACAAGUGACAGUUUCGCUUCGUUUCUUCUUUUCCUUUCACCGCAUGCCUGACAUGCCGUCUUCUCCUUCUUUUUCUUUCUCUUCGUUGUCGUCUUAUUAUUAUUAUUGUUCUGCAGUUUUAUGACUUGGAUUUAAAUUUCGGACGACAUAACCACUACUGAUAGAAUCUGCACCAAAUAGUGUUACUAGAACUCCAGAAACGUGACGAAAUUAAAUACUUCUUUGAAAACAAAUUGGUUGACUAUGGCUUUUGCGGUUCACCUGAAGGGAAAACAUAAACACUGUGCGAAAACUUUCUUAAGUAACAACCCGUCGAUCUUCACCCUGACCGACAACUGCGGUGAAGGGUACUAUCUUCUUUUAACUACAUUAGUAUAGAGUGAUAGUACAGAGUCUCAAAUACUUUGGCUCUCUAUUUUGGUUUUCUAUCGAUACUAUGACGCACUUCUUAUCUCGUGAAAAUAAUGAUAAAAUUAUGAUGGAACAAAGACUGUAAGUGUGUGACAAUAAGAAUAAAGAUAGUAUUUGGGGACAGAAUGAGGAAUUAGACUUGAAGGCUGAAGUAAAAUCAAUCUUCGAGGCUAAUUUCGGGAAAGGUGCGCGAAAAACUGUCAGAAGUAUAGGAAAACCAUUUUUAGACAGUCAAGUCGAUUUAUUUGUCAGUGUUGUAAAUUUCAGCAGCUGUCAUGGCAAUAUGAGACAAUGUAUGCCUGUGGGAGAUUAAUUAAGUCAGUGGAUCGGGAUUUUUUUUACUGCUUUUUAGAUGAUCCAUUACAACUUUGAGACUUCGGAUAAGUCGGAUUUGGAAGCAAACGGAAAUCUUCUCACUCUGAAGGUGACCAUAAAGCCCUGGGAAUUCGUACAGUUAUUGAGUACAGGAACUAUUCAAGAGGACAUUCAGCCAGGAGAGGUACUAACGUUUUGUAUUAAAGUUAUAGCUCAGUAGCUCAAUGGUUAGAGCAUCCGAACUAGAACUCGGAGGGUCGUGAGUUCGAUUAGCCAAGCAACCGCACGACUAACUAAGAGACCAUUGACUGGCACUGAAUAUCUUAGUUGGUGUCUCGUACCCAGAUGUCUCUCCCUGGUCUCUCUAUCCAUAAAAAUGUGUUCGCAAAGGAAAGUGGGAAGGAGAAAACGGGCAAUUUCUCCUUCCCAUGGUCCAUUGCGCUUCUUCACCAGUCUCUCACGUGUCACUCGUGUUUCCUGCUGACCUCUGUGCGAAAAAGGAGGAGGCUGUCUUAACAACAAUGGUUAGUUAACAUAGUGAUUUAUGUGCGCUUCAUGCAUUCUUCUUCGAAGGUCUAUUUGCGAUCCUACCUAAGAAUCCAACGGGACCAAUACCUUCAGCAGCAACUUGCCCUGGAGCAGAAAGCAUCCGAGAUCAUCCUUCACACCACGACUGUCACAAAUGCUUUGUCCCCAGACGAAUACUUUGAGCUGAUCUCUCGUCAUGCGAUCGAAGAUAUGUUCAUGAAAGAUUCUUUUGGUAAAUAAAACGUGUCACAUUUUUUCAAAUUUUUCCUACUUUGCACAAUAUUGAGCUGGUUAAAGGCAGACAUUGAAAAUUAAGAAAUCUUAGUUAAGAAAAUGUUUGCAAUUUCUCGUGAAAGGAGAGUACGUCUUAUUCUAACUGAACUAAAUCAUAGUUGUGUCUAUUCUCCAUAUAAUAUGUGGAUUAAUAGAACGAGGACCAAAAAAGUGAUAGGACUGUUUCAGGUGUUACCGAAAGGUCUCAGGGAAAUUGAAUUCUAGUAUCAUUCAAACGGCCAGCCACGCUAAAGGUAGCAUGCACCGGCAGUGGAAGUGCACAAGAGCUAAAAAGCUCUAAAACGUUUUAUCCCUCACAGCUGCUCAUUUAACUUCAAAUGAAAGAAGACCGGAUAAGAAAUCACUAUAAUUACUAUUGCCAGGACAUUUUAGCCAUAACUACAAUGAUAAAGUUGAAUAACCGGCUCUGUUCGAAAACUAUAAUUCAAGCUCUCCUGGUCCUCUUUUCCUUAAGUCUCAAACAAAUUUUGUUUAAAAUUUUUUAGGUGUUUAUUCGCAGGAAAAAGUCCAGAGAACGGUAGAUGCCAUGAAACAAAGACGAGAUAACCUGAUUUGGGUAAAUUGCCGUAAAUUGCGGUUAUAACUGUCACUAUGAUUAGGAAUCAGUGGCUCUGAUUUGACUCCAACUGUGACAAUGCUCAGUUUAAUUUCUGACGUGACUAUGACCGUGUCUGUAAGAAAGAACUGUUUCAGUGAUUACAGCAAUGAUAGUUACCUUAACAGUGACUACGCAAGUGGCCAAGACUGACUGACUGAUUGUGUUAGUGACUACACACAUAGCAAUGACUAUGACUGCUAUGUAUACAGUGAUUGUGACGAUGAAAGUGGUUUUGGCCGUUAAUGUGACUGCAGCUGUGACUGUAGCCAUGGCUGAGGCCAGGAGCCCAUAAGUAUUAAGUGAUAACAUUUACAAAUUUGAGGGCUGUUUCCUGAGAGGUAAGGUAAGUUCAAACGGUUUUAAAGUUUUCAACGGUUGCGUAGUUUAAUCUUAAAUUUGAUUGGUCCGUUUGCAAAAAAAAUUGAGUAUCUUUUGUUUUCAGAAAACGUUGUGAAAAACCUAAUUUUCCACAUGUAAAAACAUACACUAGUCGUUAUCUUUUAUGUAUUAACCUUUUAGCUUAUAAAGAAUCCUGAAGCGGAGACAAGGAUCACAUGCCUUUUCUUUUACCAUGGAGUCAAGAGAGAAAUACAGAAGUGGAAAGAAGUCGAAGAAACCCCUUCUUUGCCUGAGGAUGAAAAACAGAACAUUUUACUGAAAUGCAAGAUUUCAAUUAGCAAAUACGCAAAGGUUGCACUGCUGGCCAACUCAUUUAUGCAACGGAACAGCUCUAUGGAAAUUCGCAUAGUUGACUCGGAGAAGUAUGAUGUGGAAAAACAGAGGGAGGUGGAAAGGGAAACGUUUGCCCUCAUCCGUCUUAAAGGUAGGAAUAGAAACCAUGUAUUUUUGUAGUUAAGCUACACGUAUACGACAAACGGCAAACUUCAGAUUCAAGUUGAAAAUUUCCAAGACAGAAAAUGAGCAGAUAAAACAGCUCAAAACAAUUCUUAUGGAUAAAAGAGUGCGUGAAACUACUAAUUUAUGCGUAGAAAUAAUGAACAGUAAGCGACUGGUAAAGGGGAAACGUGGUCACGUGAUACAAAUUCGCGUUUGCCGUUUGACAUAAACGUGAAGCUUUAAAACCUCUCCAUUAGCUGCUGUUGUUGCUUCCAUUGAAAUAUAAUCAGUGAAAAAUCGUUCGAUUUCCUAACUACUCUAACCUGCAAUCAGGCGUUCUUAGUUUUCGGGGAAAGCUCGAAAAUGAGCGGACGGUUUACACAAUUACUGCCUUUUCUUAUACCUUAUUAAGAAGAUUAAACGCGUCCGCGUUUAUUAAAUUUUUAGCGUUAACGAUCUGAUUCAGGAGCGAUGUCUAUUUUAGUGACAUUUCUUUAAUCACUGACAACAAUUACGAUUAUCAUAAUCAUUUAUAUUCUUUUGAGUUAUGUAAAACAGAAGGAUGUUUAAAGUUCAAUGGUUUGUUUGUUUUUGUUUGCUGUGAUUCGUGAUUGCCUGGAUGGGGUAGGUUACCAGGUUGUACCGAGUUUUUCCCUCUCCAAAUAUACGCUGCAUUGUACUGAGAGGGUGCGCGUUUGGUAAUGUUUUCUUCCAUGACAUGAUGAGUAUAUGAAUUUCAUACCGUAUAUUGAGCUGCACGAGAUGAAAAAAUGCAGAUAAGAUUAUCACAGUUAAAUACUCAACUUAUGCAGUUGUGAAAAGAAAGCCUGAAAAAGUUCCGACUUUGCCGGCAUUCAAAGCUCCAUUUGGCUUUUUAGCUCAGCUGAUUAGAGCGCUUCACCAGUAUCGCAGAGGUCAGGGUUCGAGUCCCGGCAAGGCUGAAUUUUUUCCAGGCUUUCUUUUCGUAGUUGCACAGGUUGCGUAUUUAAUUGUGAUGAUCUCCUUGGUAUUUUUCCUCCAUCUGCAGCAUUUAAUCGAAAGCGGCGUUUAAUCGUUAGACACGGUAAUAUUCCCUAGGCCAGUUUUUUUUUUCAGCAUUGUUCGUACUUAUAAGAAUCAAGAAAGGUAGAACAUCGAGGUAGAAAUCUCUUCAAAACUGACACAAACAGUUGAAUAUUGAUUCUGUUUCACCCUACGUUUAUCGUCUAUCUAAAAGGGAUAACGUCUAGUUACUUUGGGAGGUUCUAUGUCACACUCAAGCCCCUUCUCCUAAAACAGACACUGGCUGAUGCUUGGUCAACUUUAUUCCAAACUGUUCCUUGUAUUUCCUAUGAAAUAAUUGCCCUUCCAACAGUUUGAUAUCUGGUGACCAGAAACAGGCAUUUUCGGCAAAACACUUCACCACUCUUAUUUCGUUAAUUUUUUCUGUGAAGGGACGGGUAAUAUAGAGGGAUAGAGUUUCUGCACAGGAUAAUCAGCCUGUGUUCUGAGGCCUCCUUGAAAAUAAUGACCGAGCGCGUAGCGCGGGUUGACCUAUUUUUGAAAAAGCAGAGGAGUAAGGGCAUUAUCCGAUUAAAUACACCCUUCCAUUGUUUUAGAACGAGCAAGUCAUUAUUGUGGCCUCCGAAGUGGAACAGUAGGUUAUUAUUCGUAAUAAUAACCUCCUGUUCCACCCCAGUGGCUUGCUCCUCACAUUUCGUGUAAAUAAUAACCUGUUCAACAGAAUGAAAGGCGCAUUAAAGCCAUAUCCUAUAUUUUACAGGUGGAACAGAUGAAGCAAUCUGCUACGCUGAUCAAGCAUCAUCUCCAGAUCAGAGAAAUUUUGCUUCUCAUCUCGUGAACAUCAACGGGGAGGAGGUUGCGAACAAGCGAAAAGUCUACGAGAAAAGUCGAUUGGUCGCCUGGAGUAACGAAGACUCUAUCCUGAAACUUGCCACUACCAUCAUGAAAGAAAACUCUGAGAUGAAGGACAGAUUCGGCAUUGACGCAAUUGAAGUAAGCCUUUUUUUUUGGUCGUUCGUGUAUCCCUGUUAUCGCUAGCCCUUUUAAGCCGCUUUAAAAUGCCUCGGCUAUCUGCGUUUUUGAGCGGCUCUACAAAUAGUUUUAGCAUAGCCAGACUUAAUCCACCAAACGUAGCAUUUUCAAGCUGCGCGUAUGUUCCUCUCACGCCACUAAUUGCAGGGCUGGAAGUGCAUACCCGGGAUCCGGGAUUCGACCAAAAUACAGUGCGGGGUUCGGAAAAAGUUAACGGGAUUACAUACGGGAAUUGACGGCUACCGGACAUGCGGGAUUCGGAAAAAGUUAACGGGAUAACAUACGGGAAUUGACGGCUACCGGAGAUGCGGGAUUCGCCAAAAUACAGUGUGGGAUUCGGAAAACGUUAACGGGAUACAGGAAUUGAAUGCUACUAGAGAAGAGGGAUUUGACCAAAAUACAGUGCGGGAUUCGGAAAACGGUAAUGGGAUUACAUACGGCAAUUGACGGGUACCGGAGAUGCGGGAUUCACCAAAAUACAGUGCGGGAUUCGAAAAACGUUAACGGGAUACGGGAAUUGAAUGCUACCGGGGAAGCAGGACUCACUAAAAUUUAGGCACUGAUGUGGGAUGGGAAAGAAAAUUAUAUUCGGGAGAGCGAUGAGAGAAGUUCGGGAUUCGGUAUUUUCGUGAUGCGUGUUCGGGAUACGGUAUUCUCGUGAAAAAGGAGCGGGAAUACGUGAUCAGGGCCUCCCAGUCCCUGUUAUUGUCUGUAAGUAGCAUCUUCUUUGCAUGCUAUCGUGAUUGACGAAGAUGGCUUAAUACAAGGAAAAAUAUACAUCACGGCUAUUUAUUUUGUAACCAUUGUCACAAAACCCAAUUAAAGUGUGCUCGAACGCAUCAGUUUUCUUGUCCUCUUAUUUACUAGACGGAAACGAUGAUUUACAAUGAGAAGAAGGAAAAGGUAAACCGUUCGAGAUAAAAAUGACAUUGAAUGGAGAAUUUACCAAAAAGUAAGAAAGGAAAUUAAAGCGCAAGGCUUGUUAGUUUCUUGGUCGGUGCUAUGUCAAGAAAUGCUAUCUAUCUUCAAUUUAAAAAAAAUCUCUCAACAGAGCGAAGACUUGGCUGACCUGGAACAGCUGACUCGAAUAAGCAACAAAUUUAGAAGCGAGCUUGAUGCAGGCUACUUUGAUCGUAUCGGCGAGGGAAACUUUGGUUACGUGUACAAAGCUCAAAAGGGCAAACGAGAUGUUGCUGUGAAGAUCUUAAAGAAUAAAGAAGACAAGGAUCUGAUCAAUAACUUCGAGAGAGAAGCUGAUAUGUUGCGGUAAGUUCAAGACUCUAUUUAAUAAAGAACGUUAUUAAAUAAAAGUGGCAACUGUUUCGUUAAUGUAGCGAUGUCACGACUAUUUCCAGGGGAGAAAACAAGUAAUAACUACUUUCCGUUUUGCUGAUUAGUCGAUUUAGCGCCGAACCUCGAAUAAGCGCCCACCCUAUUAGGUAGGAAAAGUUACCAGGUGCCCAGCCACGAAUAAGCGCCCACUGCUCCCCGCCACCCACCAAGAAAAAAAAUUGACCUUACUAACAAUGAGAUUGAAAUUGACAAAGUAAUAUAUAGCUAGAAACUUCCCACGAGACAAUAUUUUCUGGUACAUCUUCACGUUUUGUAAUUAUUCAUCGAUUGAUGUAAAAUAAAUUUACUACUUACUGAAAAUGGUGAAAAUUUAGCCUCUGGGUUAGUGCUGCAGUGCUCUACCAACUGAGCUGUGAAGAACCAUACACAGAGAGCAGGCAAACUUGUUAAUUUCAUCUUAGCCCGCAAAAGAAAUGAGACGCAGAGGUCCUGGGUUCAAAUAUCGUUGAGGCCCUUAAACGAUUUCCCGGGCUUAAUUUGUAACCACAUUGCAAUUACAACUUCGAUGAUCAUGUCUUCAUUUAAUUCUGUAUUCCUGGAGUUCACAUAAUCUUCAUUCUGUAAUUCUGAUCACUCUUAAUUCAAAGCUCAUUGUUUUCUAUUGGCAUCUGUUCCAUACGGCCUUAGAGGCAGGCCGCUGAUCAAAGUAUAUAUUAUUUUUGUUCUCUGACCAGAAAAGCGAAUCACCCAAAUAUUGUACAGGUCAUCUCUAUACACAUCUCCAAGAAAAGUGAGUUGUCCAUCGUGAUGGAGUUUAUGGCUGGAGGAAAUCUCAAAGACUUGUUGAGAGAAAACAAGCAAGGAAUGGGAAAAGACUUCACAGUUACAUUCAUUGAAGAUAUCGGCUCAGCUAUCGAGCAUCUUCACUCGCUUGGUGUUAUGCACAGGGACGUUAAACCGGAAAACAUCUUUGUGAGUACUAGUUUCAAUUUUGGUGCAGUCAUUUUGUCUUUACUACUAACGUUUACUGGUGUGAGUUCCUACAGUAAACCAGAAAUUUCUGUUUAGCCUACUUUGGGCUGUGUGUUGAAGUGUGCUCUGUGUGCAUAGCACCCCCCAAAACGCGACAAUUGGAGUCUUGCUCUCCUGGAGACACGUGAUAUAGCGUGAUCCGGUGGGUGUUGGAGUUCUUCAUUGUUGAGGCUUAAAACGGAGUGAGCGGGUAUUGUCUCAGCAGAGCUUCUCUGUUUGUUAAGCUGCCCUGACUAGCCACAAUUAUGGAGAAACAGCUGGCUACAACCCCGUUCUGUUUUGGGUUACAAUGGUGUCCUGCUGAUGUCUUGCAAAGUUACUUUUCAUACAGUAGUACGAUCAGCUUUGCAGAAUUCAAUGUGUGUAGUUUGGUAUAUUUUGCUGGUCAGGUCUUCUUUAGACCCUACGCUCUGGGGCAAAUUCGUUUGCGGUCCUUUGCAGUUAAUAGUGGGCUUACGCAAUAGGACGGGAGAGGAAAGAAGACAGCAAACCUUGAGUGACAAGCGUGACAAUAAUUUUGUUUGAAAUAAUUUUUCGUCAAACUUCAUUUUCAAACUUUUUAAACAGAUCUUUUUGUAAAAGACCAGAAAACAUUGAUGUUAGUUAAGUUCACAAGAAAACACACAAGUAAUUGCCUUUCACGUUCGUCACGCACAAGGGAUUUGCCGCCCUCUUCUUCCUGCCGGCCUGUUGCGUAAACUCACUAAUGUCCAAAACUGUGGCCUGUGGUUGCUGUUGCUGCUCGUUUCUGUUGCGUUUUUCUGUGAGUAGGUGGAAUAUGAUUGUCCAGGUGAGAUAGUUCCGGGUGAGCCCAGUCCUAGUCAGUGAGGUAGGAAGAGUCCACAGAAAUCAUCUUUAACGAAAACUUGAAGAAAGGGCGAAAACAUUUAAACAUAUCAUUGUGUUUAAUUUCCUCCAAAAUUUCUCACCAGUUGUCGAAAGAUCAUAAAGUCCUAAAGCUUGGGGACUUUGGCCUAGCCCGUGCUACCAUAGGGUCAAAAAGCAGAAAAACUGAAACUGGAUCGUACCGCUACAUGGCUCCGGAGGUAAUGAUUUCUGAGGGCAAGUAUUCCGAAAAAUCUGAUGUUUACAGCUUUGGUAAGUAUGGGUAACUUUGGUAACAAUGCAAGGUCUUAUUUCGUUCCCUCCGAGGUUUUUUUGAUUGGCAUUUUCAAGGCCCUUGGAAUGGGUCAGCGCCAACCUGCAUGCAGGGAAAAAAUGGAGCGUAACUGUUGGAUUCCCUCUUCUCUCGCCCUAAUUUGUUUUGCAAACUUUGAAGGUCUGAAAUUUAUAUUUGAGGUGCAGUGGGAUCUUUGCAUAUUAAACAGUCACGUGGGACAAAACCACCUUGCUGGCGAGCAUGAGACACAGACACACAGUGGACAAAGACAAGCAAACGCAACAACAAUUCGAUGACAUCUUAUAACAAGCUAAUCUUCCUUCUUGCAAGAUCCCACUGCAUCUUUUGCUCUCGAUAGAAAUUUUUUUUGUCACCUCGGGGCUGUUUUGCUGCAAAGAGCCCAUUCUAGCGUUUUAAAUGUCUCUUGUGUUACGACAAUUUUUCCUGCUCGACUUUCUUAACGUUGCAUGACUUUUUCCUUAAGUGUAAGGUUGCCAGGUGGUUUUUGCGUUACGUUUCCUCUUUGAAAACGCUGAUCCCAUGUUGAGCCAAUAAUUCUGUGGUCAUCAAGAAAGAGAGAAUCAUGCCAACAGGUUUACUUGAAAUUCAUAUGGCAAAAGCUUUGCAAUUGCCAGCUAGGCCACUUCCACUCUUUAAAGAAAUGUCACGUCCUUACGUAACCAAAGCAGUCAUUCCUGAGUAGUAUAGUAGGGAUAAAAUUAAUCUUCUUUAAUAUCCUGCUUCGAAAGAUGCACGUUUUGGUUUUAGGUUGUACUUGGUUUAACCGGACUGAUAGUUUUGAGCUAUUUCAGGAUUUUUAAUGCCUGCCUAAAACUAGAGAGCCGUUUAUUGGUUGAUUGAUUCGAGAAGGAAUAAGCGCCAACUCGCAUGCCAGUUUCACACACUGUAUGCAAGUUUAUACGGGACACCAUGUGUAUGAAACGUUGGUAACUAUCAACGCGAGAAAUUCUCGCCCGGACGAAACAUAGAAUGAAGAUAACAAGAUAAUUUAUUCUAUGUUUCAUUCCUUUCACAGCUUAAGAUGAACUCAACAAAUUGGCCUGAUCCCAUGUAUAGGACUUCAUAGCUCAGUUGGUAGAGCACUGCAGCGCUAACGCAGAGGUCAUGGGAUCGAAUCCCAUUCAAUGCCCGAAAAUGUUUUUCGGGUUAAUUUGCAAUUGCUAAAAUUGCAAUUACCACUGCGACGAUCAUAUCUUCAUUUAAGUUUGUAUUUCCGCAGUUUACAUUAUCUUCACUCUACAUACGUUAUGAAACAAAAUGAUCAACAAAACAACAACAAAAUGAUCAAAUCUACAAAAAGGUUAACGUCAUACCUACUAGACUACUUUGCGAGCAACAUUUACACUCGCAAUUAUGCUGACUUUUCACAGGCCCUUUUUUAAUUCUCCAUCGAUUCUGUUUCUUUCGCAGAGACUAAAUAGUGAGGUUCUCUUUUCGUUUUAGGGUUAUGUCUGGUCGAGGUUGUGAGUGGCAAAACUGUCUUUGAUGACAUCGAGAAUGACUUUAGGGUACUCCGUACAAAAGUCUCCGGCGGGAAACCUAAUAUUCCGGUAAGGUUGACUAUAUUUGAGCCCUGAUCCUUGCAGGUUAAUCCUAUAAUUUUUCAUCACAAAAUCGAUACUCCUCGUGAUCUUAUACGGAGUUUAUUUUAGGAAAUUUCCGAGACACAAUUUGGAGAGGAGGCAGCGAAGAUAAGGAAAAUAAUAGAUGAGUGUCUGAAGACUGAAGCCUUCCGUCCGGACAUGCACAUUGUGCUGACAAUUCUUAAGAAGCCGUUAAACGAGAUGGAUGUAAGCGGUCAAAAAGGUAGGUACGUCGCGAGUGGGACCAGCCAGAGGUUUCUUUAAACCUGUUGGAACACUCCUACGUAGUGAUGCAUAGCAACAGACGUUGUAAUGGGUUACUGGUCCGAUACAAUCUUGUGAUAAGGUAGAGAGUACAUUAGACCAUGGCAAUAAAGGGGAACAGUACUUCAUUUCGCUGGCAGAGCUUACGAUGUAACCGGCUUAAUGGCUUCCCGCAAAACGGCAAAUGGUAAAUAGUAAGCAGUGACUAGACUUGAACCCGGUUGUUCAAACAUUGGACACAGCUAUCCACGGAAUAAAUCGCUAUGCAGCGGAUACGUAUUAGCGGGCAACCAAUUGCGUUCUUAUCAACUGGAUAAAGAUUUAUCUAGUGAAUGGCGUUACUGAUCUACCUUUCGAACAACUGGACCCUGUUAGCUCCCAGUGUACUUUAUUGGUCGUCCUGGGGUACAUUUUGAACCCUGCAUGGGGAUCUUGUAGCAAAGUUAGAUUCGUUGAUUUCGUUCUCGUAGAGACACUUUAAAGAAUGUGUCAGAUUUAAUUUCUUUGAAUUAGGCUAUCGGUAGGAGUUGCUUCUGGGCUAGUAACCUUGACGAUGCCUUCCUUCAACAACAGAAACAAAAUCUGCUUUCCACCAAAACCUAUUUAAAAUUUCUUUUAAAUACGUAGAAAAAGUGAAACCUGAACGUUGCUUGGGAAAAUAUUUUACAUUUUCAGGACGGACACGCAAGCAAACACACACAUACCCGUACUAAUAGGAAUAAAAGGAAAUAGCUAAAAGCCAGGUAGCAAAUAAUUGUUAUAUCGCAAAAGGGCAUUAUGACCGAAAUGGAGCGAUCUGCGGAAAACUAACAGUCCUUAAUUAUAAUGUAAAGGUGUUUCGCUUUCUUUACACAAGACGAUUUAGUGAAUUCGUCAUUGGAAUUCUAUGUCUUGUAUGAGUUUUAUGGGCCUUGAAAUCUAAUAUGGAAUAUUCCACAAUCUGAGACAUUAACGACUGAGCAUGUUUCACCGCAAGCUUUGUGUAACAAUUGUGGAUCCGUUUUAUUUUCGGUAAGAAGGAAGUAAAUAAAGAUAACGCUGAUAUUCAUAAAAGACAUCAAAAACGCCCCGUCUUUUAGUAUAUUCAAGCGUGUGAUCAAACCAUUUUUAAGGGUCAGACAGAAUGCAACCUAAAUACCUUAACACCUUAUAUCUAUAUUUUCCUCUAAACACACUUAUAUACUUAAAUAAACUACUUUUUUCUUUAUUUCUUAAAAUGCCGCCCAGUAGCCUGUUCCAAGCGUUCAGAUAGUGGAGAGCGGUGCGAAGUAAAGAUAGCGAUGAAAAGUAGAGGGGGACUGGGGAGAGAGGUGACCUCUGACCUCCCCCCCUCCCUCGCUUUUAUUUUUUCGCGCUUCUUUUUUCUUCGCACCGCUCCCCACUAUCUGAACGCCUGGAACAGGCUAGCCGCCUAGUAUUUAAAUUGCCCGUGGGGGAAAAUCUCUAUUCCUCAAAAGCUCGGCUUCUCGGAGAUUUCCCCGCCACAGUCACUCCUCCCAAGUAAUGUACAAAUUUUAAAUUUAAUGUUAAUUAACCUAUUUAUUAUCGUUUUUAUUCUGCUUGUAAUUCAUUGUGUGUGGCAAAAUAAUAAAAUAAAAUAAAAUAAAAUAAAAAGAAUUUUGCUAUAUGUAAAGUGACAAGAAGAAAAAAAACAUAGUUUGAGAGAUUUCAACAAGGCAUAGAAGUGCUCAUGGGAUCUACAGAAGUAACUACUCGCAUUCAAAUGUCACACCCCUAUGUAUUUCAUGUCAUUAGAUGCCAAGUCUUCCCUAUCUCCCGAAGGCCAAUAAUAAUAAUCAAGCAUCUUAAUUUUUUGUCAUGAAGAUGAGAGAUGAUUCAGUUUUGCCGUUAAAGUCUUUUCCUUAUUCGUUCAUUACAGAGCCUCAACAAGUUGAUCCAGGGUCUUGGCGCACGGUUGAUGACGACCGAGUGGAGCUGCGCGCUUCAGAAGCGGUUGAUUCACCUUACCCAGUUCUAGUGCAAGCCUUUAAAGAUGAACCAGACCAGCCAACCACGGAUGACACACAAACUGAAGAGCAACCUUCUGGUCUUAGUAGCUCAACUUAUCCUCGUCUUGACCAAGUUUUUAAAGACGAUAUUGGGAAUGUCAGUGCUUCCAAAUCUACAGAAAAACUUACAAAAAGCAGCAAUCCGCCUUACCCUACAGUUGUACAGUCUUUCGGAGAUGGACAGAACUCUCCAUCUAAGGACGACAGGCGAUCUGACGAAAAACCCAGCAAUGAUCCUUAUCCUCCUGUUUCACAAUCAUUUCAAUAA